This is a messenger RNA of Brassica napus (rape), 786 nucleotides long. RefSeq lists its product as uncharacterized. The coding region runs from base 1 to 786 and encodes 261 amino acids. NCBI's taxonomy places the organism in Eukaryota, Viridiplantae, Streptophyta, Magnoliopsida, Brassicales, Brassicaceae. Gene Ontology annotation, molecular function: nucleic acid binding; RNA-DNA hybrid ribonuclease activity. The record is from RefSeq and is a predicted model, not a curated record. The transcript is spliced from 2 exons.
AUGGCGGACAAUGUGGAGAUUUUGAAUAAGGAGAGUGAGAAGAAUAGAGUCUUCUUCAGGUUUGUCGGCCAAGGAGAGAAGUUCCCAAAGGAAGAUAUAGAAGAUGGUGUUGUGUCCUGGCUAUUGUGGCGUAUCUGGAAGAACAGGAACGAGUUUGUGUUCCAAGGGAGAGACUACGAUGUCAUUGCGACAGUCGUUAAAGCUAGGGAGGAUGAGAGGGAGUGGAGGAGCAGAGAGGAGGUUAAAAAAGAUGGAGGUCAAACUGCCCCUAAAGAGGAACCUGUCCGGAGAUGGAGACCACCACCACCUACAUGGAUAAAAUGCAAUACUGAUGGCGCUUGGAACAAAGAGUCGAGAGAUGGUGGGGUAGGGUGGAUUGCGAGAGAUCAUCAGGGGAAUCUUGUGUGGGCAGGUGCGAGGAAGCUAUCAAAUAUGAGAUCAGCAUUAGAGGUAGAGGUUGAAGCGUGCAGAUGGGCAGUUCAAACACUCUCGGGGUUUGGCUAUACACGAGUGAUUAUUGAGACAGAUUCCUUGAUGCUGAAGCGACUGAUAACUAAGGAGGAAGCUAUGUGGCCAACACUACAACCUCUAUUGCAGGAAAUAUCUCUAUUGAUGGCGGAAAAUCGUGGCUUCGAGAUGGUGUUUGCUCCGAGAAGUGGUAACAAAGUAGCAGACAGAAUAGCGAAGGAGACUUCUACGUUCGCGUCCUUUGUCCCUAAGUUGUAUUCUGUUUUGGUGUGGUUGAGUUCUUUAGUUGAGUCAGAGAAAUCAUUGUAUGAACUUUGA